Salvelinus sp. IW2-2015 is the source of this 1221-nucleotide messenger RNA. Its product is annotated as 5-hydroxytryptamine receptor 1E-like. The record is from RefSeq and is a predicted model, not a curated record. Bases 74 to 1219 code for a protein of 381 amino acids. Gene Ontology annotation, cellular component: dendrite; plasma membrane. Gene Ontology annotation, molecular function: neurotransmitter receptor activity; G protein-coupled serotonin receptor activity. NCBI's taxonomy places the organism in Eukaryota, Metazoa, Chordata, Actinopteri, Salmoniformes, Salmonidae. The transcript has a single exon. Gene Ontology annotation, biological process: chemical synaptic transmission; adenylate cyclase-inhibiting serotonin receptor signaling pathway; G protein-coupled receptor signaling pathway, coupled to cyclic nucleotide second messenger.
CCUAUAGUGUGGAUCCUAUUACUGGGACAGAGUGUGCCCAUCAGUGGGGGAGAACUGGCCCUGUCUGGGGAAGAUGGAGAUGGAGAGGGACCUUGGGGACAGCUCCACAGGGCCGAAUAUCACCAACAGCACAGGAACUCCAGACAGCGCUCUCCCUGUGGUGGUGUUCACAGACAGGAUGGUGGUGCUGGUGGUUAUCCUGGCGCUACUCACCCUCCUCACUGUGCUCGCCAACAGUGCUGUCAUCACAGCCAUCUGCACCACCAAGAAGCUCCACCUUCCCGCUAACUACCUCAUCUGCUCCCUGGCGUUCACCGACUUCCUGGUAGCUAUCCUGGUCAUGCCAAUCAGCAUCCUAUACAUUGCCACAGAGUACUGGUCGUUGGGCCAGGUGGUGUGUGAGGCCUGGCUGAGUGUGGACAUGACCUGCUGCACAUGCUCAAUCCUGCACCUGUGUGUCAUAGCGCUGGACCGCUACUGGGCUAUCACCAAGGCCAUCGAGUACGCCCGUAAGAGGUCGGCCCGCCGGGCAGCUGUCAUGGUGGGCAUCAUCUGGGUCAUCUCAGUCUUCAUAUCCAUUCCACCCCUCUUCUGGAGACACAGGCCCGGUAGCCACGGCCCAAAACAGUGCAUCAUAGAGCAUGACCACGUGGGCUACACUAUUUACUCCACCUUCGGGGCCUUUUACAUCCCCAUGACCCUUAUUCUCAUCUUGUACUAUAGGAUUUACAAUGCUGCUAAGACGCUCUAUCAGAAACGGGGCUCAUCGCGGCACUUGAGCAGCCGAAGCCAGACGAAGACUGAUAGCCAGAACUCUCUGAACCACUGCCGUAUGGCACACACCUUCUGCGUAUCGGACCUAUCCACCUCAGACCCCACUCUAGAGUUUGACAGGCUCAAUGCCACCAUCCGUAUCCCCUCAUUUGAGACAGAUAUGGACGGGUCAGAUGAGAGGAGCCAGAUCUGUACCUCCAGGGAGAGGAAGGCAGCACGUAUCCUGGGCCUCAUCCUCGGGGCUUUUAUCCUCUGCUGGCUGCCUUUCUUUCUGAAGGAGCUCCUUGUGGGCCUACAGGUCAUAACUGCCUCACCCCAGGUGUCAGACUUACUAACCUGGCUGGGCUACAUCAACUCACUUAUUAAUCCUCUACUUUACACCAGCUUCAAUGAGGAUUUUAAGUUGGCCUUUAAGAAACUGCUCAGACGAAAGGAGCAUGCAUAGAU